This is a messenger RNA of Durusdinium trenchii, 480 nucleotides long. Lineage: Eukaryota; Dinophyceae; Suessiales; Symbiodiniaceae. The record is from the annotation of a GenBank genome assembly.
AUGCUGCGGCAGGCACGGAAGGAGGAGGACAAGCUCAACAAGAAUCUUCUCAAAGCCAUCGAGAGCCAGGAUGUUCCCUUCGUGAAGUGGCUCUUGGAGCAGAAAGCCGACCCCGGCCGCCCCUCAAGCUCUUGGGCCUGGGGCCUGGCACUGCACCGCCGAGCGCUCCAGGAUGCAAUGGUCACCCCCCUGCACCUGGCCGCCGAGCACUGCGACGCCGCCGCCGUGCAGCAGCUGCUGCGCUGCGGUGCGCCCACCGAAGCGAGGGCAGAAGGCGGUACCGCGCUGAAGGCGGUGGCCGUACCGCGCGUGUUGGGCGCAGGUGGGCGCCCGUGCGCCGCGGUGGCGGAGGAGCUGCUGCAGCACGGGGCCAACGUGAGCGCUCGGGAUAUUUUUGGGCGCACCGCGCUUGAGGUGGCGCUUCAGGAAUCUAACACUGCGGUGGCCGAGGUGCUGAAGAAGUAUGGAGCAGUAGAGUGA